Fomitiporia mediterranea MF3/22 is the source of this 576-nucleotide messenger RNA. RefSeq lists its product as uncharacterized. NCBI's taxonomy places the organism in Eukaryota, Fungi, Basidiomycota, Agaricomycetes, Hymenochaetales, Hymenochaetaceae. Bases 1 to 576 code for a protein of 191 amino acids. The transcript is spliced from 3 exons. The record is from RefSeq and is a predicted model, not a curated record.
AUGAUCCAACCUGGGACUAAUUCCCCUUUGUUGUGUCUCCCGCAUUACCCCCUGAUUGAUGAGCCGUCAAAGUUCAUAAGCGCUAACUUCAAGCACCUUCCUAGACUACAUUUCAAAUAUAGCGACUGCAUUGCGAAGCAAAUAUCACUAACGGAAGGCCGGCCGAUCCUCGGCGAGUGGUUGAACAAUGACUGUCCGGAAGCUGCUGUUGCUUCGCUGACUAGAGGCUCAUUACGCCAGACGCGUUCUUUAGUAGACCGCAGUGCCAUGUAUGGUGGAGUCAAACGUGGAACAUUGCGGUCAUACGUGCCGACUAUUGUAGAAUCCGAAGCAACAUUAAAAACAGCCUCUAGUACUCCGGAAAUAUGCGUGACGUACGGAGAUGAACGUGGACUCAUUCGCCACUUGAGUACCCGCCCCUCACGCCCCCGCGACAUCGCAUUCUGUACACAUACGAAUAUCUCGUUCAAGAGGCGGAGAUCUUACAAUUUCGAAGAGACUGUGCAUCCCACCUUCCGCUUUGUCGUAGUUGAUCCGAAUGAAGCGAUUCGGUCUCGCAUGGAUUCUCCUUUAUAA